AUGUUAGGCAUGAGUCGUCACGACAAGAAGUAUCACCAAGAGAAUGUCCUUGGCACUGCGCAGGACCAGAGCGUUCGCCUCUUUGCCUUUUCCAACUCUCGGGCCGGGUACCAGGUGUGUUUCUCUCCAGAGGCUCCCAUAUUUAUCCUUAAGACAAAGAAGUCGAAGACGACUCAGCAGCAUCCAUGCAAGCAGUGGGAGAGUUUCAGCGCAUUAGUCUUUGAUGCGGCGCCGAACACAACACACGCCGUGUACUUGGCGGACACCUCCACACUUGAUGGCCCGCAAUACGAGCAGGAAGAGCUGAUCAACGGCGCCGCAGUCGGUCCGCUCCUCAAGCGUCUGAGCAACGUAAUCACGAAGCUCAAUCCUCACAAUAGUACGCUGGUAGCCGCUGGCGUGUCCGCACUGUUGGCGUUGAAAUACGUAUUGGUGGGCGAGAAGCAGCUUGGUCACCGUGACAGACUCAUAGGACGAGCUGUCCUCGUUUUACCGUCACUGCUGGAAGACUGCAAGAAUCUUGUGCAAGAGGUGUUGCGUAUGCGAGACCUAAAGCCAGAUGCAUACCCCCUCCCUGAGUUAGUGGUGCUGGUGGCUGAUGCAUCGACUGCCUCCGAUUGGACUAAGUGGCUGUCGACUGUGCAAGUAGAGGGUCCGCUGUUUGCGGCGUGGUCUGUCAUCACAGACCUGGAGCCCUCACUGUUUGCUGCGGUAGCGCGCCACGCAGGGGUAGUGGCAGACGGGACGGAGGUUGAUCUCGCUACACGUUUUUUGACACCGCGUGUGUACAGAAUUGACUUUGUACUAAGCUCCCAGACAAAGAGUGUGGAGCAGGUGGUGCAACCGUGCGAUUUGGAUCCAAGCAACCACGAUAAAGUAGAUAAACAUCUUACAGCCAGCUUUGGCUGCGGGCAUGACGCUGAUACAGCGGUUGCCACUGUUGAGGAUACUGAAAACGAUGCGAAAAACAAAUGGGAAGAUGAUUCCGAGAAAGGAGAGUCACUCUUUUUUGGCCUUUCUGGGCUGCAGCACUUGACAGGUUCAGUUAAGCUGCUUGUGGAGGGUCGCAUCAUGGACCUUGCGCGUGGGAUUGUGGGUUCAAUUGAGGGUCAGGUGGUUGUGGAAGGGCUUGAGUCCUGUAUGCGUGAAACGGCACCGGACCUUUUGAAGCGCGUGAAAUCGACAAGGGAAAAAGGUGUGGCGGUAGAAUUGACGGCGUCACUGGUACGUGAUAAAGUAGGUCGGACGUAUCUGCAUCCACGCACGCUGCGGGCGUUAACCGUGAACGAAAUACAGAGUUCAUUCACUGUUGGAGACUCAGUAGACAGUCUGCCACCCUACAACAUAUCCAAUAUCGCAUAUAAUUAUGGUGGUAUUCUGAUACGUGGACGCAAAUGCGCACUGAUUCGUAACUUAUCUGACACAAAUCAUCCUGACAGGAUGUUCUUCCCAUAUACGCCCGCGUCAUCAUCGGAAACGGCAACCGAGUGCGCGAUACGUGCGGUGUGUGAGGGUUGUGAUGUAAGCUGUGACAACUUUUAUGUUCCAUCAUGGAUCCCACCAGUGAUAUACUAUAAGCAAGAGGAUGAACUUCUUCGCUGCAUUGCGCUGUAUAUUAUGUUUGCUACCGAUCCCUCUCCUCAGGGAAUCGAUGGGGACAGGUUCGAAGACGCGCCAGAUCCGGAGGAGCCAUACGAUUGGACGAGUUAUGAUCGUGCGCGGACAUUGCUGUCAUCAGAAGCUGAGCGAGAGGCCUUGAUGGAGGCUAAGGGCCUACUUCGUAAGGCCGCUAUGGUAGGUAUGUACCAGCACUUUCCAAAUUACGGCUUCUUUGGGGAUUCCACAGAUGAUACAUAA
Molecule: messenger RNA, 1857 nt
Organism: Phytomonas sp. EM1
Lineage: Eukaryota; Euglenozoa; Kinetoplastea; Trypanosomatida; Trypanosomatidae
Source: the annotation of a GenBank genome assembly